Messenger RNA from Suricata suricatta (meerkat), 5300 nucleotides. RefSeq names its product F-box protein 38 (gene FBXO38). The coding region runs from base 1610 to 4882 and encodes 1090 amino acids. The record is from RefSeq and is a predicted model, not a curated record. Gene Ontology annotation, biological process: SCF-dependent proteasomal ubiquitin-dependent protein catabolic process; protein K48-linked ubiquitination. NCBI's taxonomy places the organism in Eukaryota, Metazoa, Chordata, Mammalia, Carnivora, Herpestidae. The transcript is spliced from 20 exons. Gene Ontology annotation, cellular component: cytoplasm; nucleus. Gene Ontology annotation, molecular function: protein binding.
AUUUAGCCUGUAAGGGGCCUUGGAGCCCUCCUAGAAACUAAUAAUAUCCCCAUUGUACUCAUUUGUCUGAAGAUAGGCAGUCUAAAUCACCUUGUAGGUAGGGAGGCUAGAAUCUUCUCUAAAUUACUUAAGUUGGUUUGGGUUGAUAAAAUGUAUUUUGCCUGAGGCUUUAUAGUUUUAUUUCCUUAAGGAGCUGAAUUAGCCUGUUCCACAAGUAUAGGAUUGUGGACCACUUAUUGAGCCUUUAAUUCAAUAUAUGUCUAUUAUAUUAGACAAAGUGUCCUUUGUUCUACGAUGCAGGUUUUCAUAAUUUUCCUGUACCCGUUAAUGGCAUCCUCUGGUUAAACAAACAUUAAUCAAUUUUUGUGAAGCUGCUCUAGCAGGCCAAAGAAAUGUGCACUUCUGGAGCUUUCAUUUUUUUAGCCCUUGAGACUAUGCUAAGGUCUUAGAGAUUCUCAAAUUAGGCAUUGGCCUUAAAGGUAAAGAAUUCAGAGUUAGUGGGCUGACCACACAGACGGACCUCAGGUAAAGAGACCAGACAAAAAAGUUGAUGACUUUAGUUAAGUAGAGCAUACCUGAAAGGGAAGAAUUAAAAUUAAGGGCCAAUCAAGUCUUCUUUUCAAUUAACACCAAUCCAUUUGUGCAUUUUAGUUACUGCUGUGUAGCAAUUUUAAAUGUCUUCUUGAACCAGAAUCUGAUAUUUUGAAGAUAUGAUGGGGAGGUGUGGGGGAGCCUUGACAGAAGUGAGGUAGAACAGGAUAGAUUAUCUCUGCAGUAUUGGAAUAUUAUACAGUUUGGGGGGCCCUAUAUCCUUUCAAAUGGGUCAUCAGUCAACUGGUAACUCUUAUCAUUUGGCCAGAGUCCGUUAUCAGUGUAUACCUUUUCAUGAAGAACACUGCAAAGACCUAACGCUAGAACUUAGCUUGGUGGGAAGCAAACCACAGUUGUUCUCAAAUACUUCAAAGGAAUCAUUCUGAGGGGAAAGAGCUCAUUGUUUUCCAGAGAGUAAUCAUUUAUAGCAGGAAAGACAAAAAAAAAAAUGAGGGCUGUGUGAAAAUGACUGCCCUUCCUUAUAUUAGAUUUGCUCUAACAGAGGUGAGGCCAGCAGGAUUUUGGCGUUGGGAUUAAUGUACUGUAUCAAGAGGCAGGAUAGCAGAGCUCCCAUGUGCUGCAGUCUUAGCAUUAACAUCUCUGCCCCUUGUCAAGUUAGAAGAGAAUCUUUGCAGACUUCUUUCAGGCUGUGAUAAAUACCUGUGAGCCCAAAGCCUCCCAUCCCUACAGUGACUAUAAAAGAAGAUUGAAACGGUCUCUGGCCUAGAAUAAGAUCUCCUUAAACCUGGAGUUUAAGCCCUAAUUUUCUAUAUAAUAGUGAUAACCACGGUUUAUAUAUGCGAGUUCUUUGGAUUGUCACAGGAUCUCUGUAAAGGUGGAACUUCACCCACUUUUUGAUGAGGGCGAUGUGUAGUGUAUGACUGAAGAGGAAGGGCAUUGGCAGUGCUCACACCUGGUUUCGAAUUCUGGCUCUCCCACGUGGUAGCUUUUAAAUUCUUCCAAGUUCAUUUUCUACAUUCGCUUCACAGAUUCCAGUUUUCUCACACUCUUGAAGAAGAUGCCAGAUGUCGAACAGCUCUAUGGCCUUCACCCUAGAUACCUUGAGAGGCGAAGGGUACGGGGGCAUGAGGCUUUUAGCAUUCCAGGAGUUCUGGAAGCUUUGCAGGCAUGCCCAAACUUAGUGGGUGUGGAAACUUCUCAUUUGGAAUUGGUAGAAUCUAUAUGGACCUAUAUGCCUCAUGUUCAUAUUUUGGGGAAAUUUCGUAAUCGUAAUGGAGCAUUUCCAAUUCCUCCUGAAAAUAAACUGAAAAUUCCCAUAGGAGCCAAAAUUCAAACUUUACAUCUAGUUGGGGUGAAUGUUCCUGAAAUUCCUUGUAUCCCGAUGCUAAGGCACCUUUAUAUGAAGUGGGUAAGACUCACCAAACCACAGCCGUUCAAAGACUUUCUUUGCAUCAGUUUACGAACUUUCGUCAUGAGGAACUGCGCAGGUAACGGACCCACAAACUCUUUGAAGUAUGUCCCCUUAGUAACAGGCUUAGCCUCUGCCCGGAACUUGGAACAUUUGGAAAUGGUUCGAGUUCCUUUCCUUGGAGGUCUUAUCCAGCAUGUAGUUGAAGACAGUUGGAGAUCAGGUGGUUUUAGAAAUUUGCACACUAUUGUUUUGGGAGCUUGCAAAAACGCUCUUGAAGUAGAUCUUGGUUACCUCAUCAUCACUGCUGCUCGUAGGUUACAUGAAGUUCGGAUCCAGCCUUCCCUCACCAAAGAUGGCGUCUUUUCUGCCCUAAAGAUGGCAGAGUUGGAGUUCCCCCAGUUUGAAACACUUCAUCUGGGAUAUGUAGAUGAGUUUUUGCUGCAGAGUAGAAUGGCGAAUGCCGAUCUGGUAAAGUAUGGUUUGGCUGAUGUGGUAGAAAAUCCUGGUAUCAUCACCGAUAUAGGGAUGAAGGCGGUCAAUGAAGUUUUUUCCUGUAUCAAAUACCUGGCCAUUUAUAACUGCCCCCAUCUACAUAAUCCGUACAAUUGGAUCUCAGACCACUCAAGAUGGACUCGAUUGGUUGAUAUCAACUUAGUGCGAUGCCAUGCUUUGAAGCUGGACUCUUUUGGCCAAUUUAUUGAAUUGUUGCCCAGUCUGGAGUUUAUUUCGCUAGACCAGAUGUUUCGUGAACCGCCCAAAGGCUGUGCUCGAGUUGGUCUGAGUGCAGGCACAGGAAUUGGGGUUUCCUCAGCCCUCGUUAGCAACCAGAACUCCAACAAUGACAAUGACAAUAAUGCCCAGAACAAUGCCAACAUCCACGAUAACAAUCACCAUCACCCGGAUGACUCUGAUGAGGAGAACGACUUCCGGCCAGACCUGCAGCCAGGAGAGCAGCAGUUUGCAGCCGACGCGUUGAAUGAGAUGGAAGACACGGUGCCGGAAGACGGAGAGGUGGUGGCUGCGAGCGGACCGGAGACGGCAGCGCGCAGUCAGGCGGUCAUCCCCGUGGCCGUCGACGAGGAACAAGCAGGACCCAGUGGUCUUCAGCGUGUAGUAAAACCAACCCCGAUUACUGUUCAUGAUUCAGAGAGUGAUGAUGAGGAAGACAGUCUAGAACUCCAAGAAGUCUGGAUUCCUAAGAAUGGUGCUCGGCGUUACUCUGAGCGCGAAGAAAAAUCUGGAGAGUCCGUGCAGUCCCGGGAAUUGUCAGUAAGUGGAAAAGGCAAGACUCCACUUCGAAAGAGGUACAGCUCCCAUCAGAUGGGCCAAUCGAAGCAGUGUCCCCUCGAGGAAAGCAGCUGUGAGAAAGGCUGUCAGGUCACCAGUGAGCAGAUCAAAGCCGAUAUGAAAGCAGCUAGGGAUAUUCCUGAAAAGAAAAAAAACAAGGAUGUGUAUCCCAGCUGCAGCAGCGCCACCGCCAGCACAGCGGGAGCCUCCAGCUCACACAGCACUGCUUCUCAAAGCCCCGACUUUGUAAGGACGGUGAACAGCGGCGGCUCUUCCGAGCCUAGCCCUUCAGAAGUGGAUGUGUCCAGGCAGUGUGUCUGCUCCCCCGGUGGGUCAGAGGACUCUGAGGCCAUGGAGGAGGGAGAUGCAGAGAGUUCUGUCUGCCCCAGAUGCUGCUGUCACAGGCCCCAGGAACCCCAAAGGAGAACUAGCAGGUGUUCUGAUGAGGAACGUCCUUCAACCAGCCGAGCCUGUGUUGUGAAUGGCCCGGAUGGUACGAGAUCCGCCUUUUCCUUUAGGACUCUGCCACAAGGGGGGUCCUCAGGCCCAGCACAUGAUGAGAGGACUAAUGGGAGUGGCUCUGGGGCUACAGGUGAGGACAGGAGGGGGAGCUCCCAGCCUGAGAGCUGUGACGUGCAGUCUCAUGAAGACUACCCUCGGAGGCCCCUAACAAGGGCGAGGAGCAGACUCUCCCAUGUUCCGCUGGUAUCUGAGUCAGAGGUUGCCAGAACAAAGCCACGUCACGCCAUGAAGCGGAAGCGAACAGCAGAUAAGUCCACCAGUACCAGCGACCCUGUGAUUGAGGAUGACCAUGUGCAGGUCCUCAUAUUAAAAUCCAAAAAUCUUGUUGGAGUCACUAUGACCAACUGUGGAAUCACAGAUCUAGUGCUGAAAGACUGUCCCAAGAUGAUGUUCAUCCAUGCUACUAGGUGCAGGGUACUGAAACAUUUAAAAGUAGAAAAUGCACCAAUUGUAAAUCGAUUUGACUACGCACAGUGCAAGAAACUGAACAUGGAUCAAGUCCUAGACCAGAUCCUACGGAUGCCUCCCGAGAGAAACCGCAUCAUAUACCUCCGCCCAAUGCAGCAGGUGGACACACUAACCUUGGAGCAGAAGCUCUUCAGCGGCCCCUACCCCUAUCACAUCUGUAUUAUCCACGAGUUCAGCAACCCUCCCAACGUCCGAAACAAGGUGCGCAUCCGCAGCUGGAUGGACACCAUAGCAAACAUCAACCAAGAGCUCAUUAAGUAUGAAUUCUUCCCUGAAGCCACACGAAGUGAGGAUGAUUUAAAGAAAUACCCCAAGUACCCGUGGGGCAGGGAAAUCUAUACUUUAGAAGGGGUGGUGGAUGGAGCGCCGUAUUCCAUGAUCUCCGACUUCCCUUGGUUGAGAUCAUUGCGGGCAGCAGAACCCAACAGCUUCGCCAGAUACGAUUUUGAAGACGAUGAAGAAAGCACCAUCUAUGCCCCUCGGAGGAAAGGGCAGCUGUCCGCAGACAUCUGUAUGGAGACAAUAGGAGAGGAAAUCUCCGAGAUGCGUCAGAUGAAGAAGGGUGUGUUCCAGCGAGUGGUGGCGAUCUUCAUCCACUACUGUGACGUCAACGGGGAGCCGGUCGAAGACGACUACAUCUGAGCGGCCCUUCCUGCUCUCCAGGUGUGCUGACAGGGAGCCGCUGGGCUUGCCCGGCCUCGGGACGCGGGGCGUGCUGUGUGGACGCCCCGGCACAGUUCGGUGUAUAGGAAAUGUACAAGGAACAUUGAAGUUGUAUACAGAUUUGUACAUAAAGGAAAUAUACAGAGACCGUUCCUGAGUACCAACUUUAUAUCAUAUGUUUAUACAGUUUAAUUUAAGAAUUCGUUUUAAUGAAGGCAGAUAAUUGGAAAGAGCCCAUGUUGUUCAUUUUUGUUCAUUUUUUUCUGACUUAGUUCAUAAAGUGUCACUUUUUGGCCAAGCCCUCAUUUACUGUAUUCUUAAUAAUCAUUGUCCUCCCCUUAAAUCUGUGCCUUUUUCUCCUCGAGCAAAGCUGUUUGAGUAAAUCUGUUGAAGAGUC